AUGGCUGACAUCAAAGAAAAAGUGGAGAUGGCCAUUUUCUGGAAUAUUGGUAGAGGCAAUGUCUCCUUUUGGUAUGAUCAAUGGACUUCUCUAGGUCCUCUCUAUAAACUACUACCAACGGGGACUGUCCCCAAUAGGAGUGUCAUUAGAGAUGCCUUUAACGGUCAAAACUGGUACUGGAAUGCUUGUGGGGAUGUACCUGAUAACAUCAAAGAUCACAUUCUUCAUAUGAAUCUCAAAUUCUAUGAUGAAGAGGAUAAACCAUGCUGGAUGAAAACAAACUCAGGCAGCUUUUCAACAGGACGUGCAUGGAAUUUCUUGAGGUCACCUAGAAGGGAGGUUCCUUUUAUGAGCAAAUUGUGGAACAAGUCCAUACCUUUCAAAAUGUCCUUCUUUGUGUGGAGAAUUCUUAAAAGGAAAGUCCCAACCGAGGAUAUUAUUAACAGAGCUCAUACUAAUGAUACUUCUAACUGUGUCUGUUGCAGGAUAGCGCAACCUGAAACUUUAAAUCAUAUUUUUCUUGACGGACCACUUGCGGCUGCUGUAUGGAACCACUUUGGUUGCCAAGUUGGCAUUCCUAGCCAUUUCAAUUCCUUGCAGCUUGCCCUUGAUACUUGGUGGAAUUCAAGACCUUCUAAUCCUGUUAUUGCUUUUCUCUUCAAAAUUUGCCCUAUAAUCAUUACUUGGUUUUUGUGGAAAACAAGAUGCAGUGGUAAAUAUGGCAGUAAAAAACCUUUCUUGCCCAGAAUUUUCCAUCCAAUCUCCCAAAAUAUUUUAAACGUAGUAAGACUUCAGUUUCUUAAUUUUAAAUAUGACCUAUCUUGGAUGGAACUAACUUGCCUUCUUGAGAAAAAAAUGGCUUUUAAAGUGUGCAGGACAGUCUUCUGGAAGAGACCAGCCAUCAACUUUCUCAAAAUUAAUAGCGAUGGAAGUCACAAGGAUGGAUCCAGUGGUGGAGGAGGUGUGUUCAGAGACUCUCAAGGGAAGAUGAUCAUGGCAUACUCCAUCCCAUUUGACGAGGUUUCCAGCAAUGUGGCCGAAGCCAAAGCCCUUCUUUUUGGCAUCUAUUGGAGCAUUCAAAAUGGGAUAAAUUCAUUGGAAUUGGAAACUGAUUCCAUGAUCCUUGCAGCAUGGGUUAAAGAUGUAUUCAAGAUCCCUUGGCAAGUUGACGCAACCAUCAAGGAAAUUAAAAGAGCUUUGAUUGGCACUUCUUGA
This is a messenger RNA of Lycium ferocissimum, 1215 nucleotides long. RefSeq lists its product as uncharacterized. The transcript has a single exon. The coding region runs from base 1 to 1215 and encodes 404 amino acids. Lineage: Eukaryota; Viridiplantae; Streptophyta; Magnoliopsida; Solanales; Solanaceae. The record is from RefSeq and is a predicted model, not a curated record. Gene Ontology annotation, molecular function: RNA-DNA hybrid ribonuclease activity; nucleic acid binding.